UCAAAUCUAUUGCCAUGGACCGCUGCUGCACACCAUACAAAUGGCGCACCUUUACAAGGACUCCAAAACUUUUGUGGACAUGAAGUUAAGAAAUCAUCCGGAUAAAACGUUGCAGGAUUUCAACGAAUUCAUGGCUGCCAAGAAUAAUACCCCCACCGAAGCGGAAAUACAAGACUUUGUUGAUACACACUUUGAAGAGCGCGGCAAAGAGUUCGAACCAUGGACGCCGGACGAUUGGAAGGAGCAUCCCGAAUUCUUAGAUAUGGUUAACGAUCCUGAUCUCAAGCAAUGGGGCUCCGAUUUGAAUGUUAUCUGGAAAAAGUUGGGUCGCAAAAUGAUCGAUGAUGUACACAAGAAUUCAGAAUAUUAUUCCAUCAUACCAGUCGAUCAUCCAGUUAUUGUGCCAGGUGGACGUUUCAUUGAAUUCUACUAUUGGGACUCCUAUUGGGUCAUACGCGGUUUGCUCUAUUCAGAGAUGUACGAAACGGCACGUGGCAUGAUCGAAAACUUCCUGUCCAUUGUACAAAGAUUCGGUUUCAUACCGAAUGGUGGUCGCGUGUACUACUUCGGACGUUCACAACCGCCACUGCUGACGGCUAUGGUUAAGUCUUACGUUGAAUUCACGAAAGACUACAGUUUUGCUGUGGAUUCUUUGGAUAUUUUGGAGCAUGAAUUUGAAUAUUGGAUGAAUAAUCAUAUCGUGCAGGCGAAAGGUUACGAUGUUGCAAUCUAUCGUGACAGUUCCUCCGGUCCACGUCCAGAAUCCUAUCGUGAAGACGUCGAGACGUCGCAAUUUUUCCAAACAGACGAGGAGAAGGAGCAACAUUAUUGCGAGUUAAAGGCUGGUGCUGAGUCUGGCAUGGAUUUCAGUUCGCGUUGGUUUAUUAACGAAAAUGGCACAAGCGAUGGUGAUUUAACAACUCUGAAAACACGCUCCAUUGUGCCCGUAGAAUUGAAUGCAAUAUUGUAUUGGAAUGCAAAAAUGAUUGCAGAAUUCCAUGAGAAGGCAGGAAAUGCCGCAAAGUCUGCGGAGUAUGAGCUGAAGGCUGCAAAGAUAUUCGAGGCCAUCCAAGUGGUGCACUGGAAUGAUGAGGCCGGCGUUUGGUUGGACUACGAUUUAAUCAAUCAGAAACCGCGUGACUACUUUGUACCCACCAAUCUGGCACCACUCUGGACAGGUGCAUUCAAUGCUUUGGACUCGAAACGACUCUCCGCAUCUGUGCUAAAAUAUAUUGAAAAGUUGAAUUUGGACAGUUAUCCUGGUGGCGUGCCAAAUACUCUCGCAAAUACGGGCGAACAAUGGGACUUUCCAAAUGUUUGGGCACCAAUGCAAUAUCUGCUCGUUGUCGGUUUGGAGAACUUAGACACGCCCGAAGCAAAGAAUCUUUCAGAAAAAUGGGCACAUCGAUGGGUGAAGUCAAAUUUCGAGGCAUACAAACAGACGCAGGCGAUGUUUGAAAAGUACGAUGCAUUAAAAUUUGGAGGUCAUGGCGGCGGCGGUGAGUAUGAGGUACAAGAAGGCUUUGGCUGGAGCAAUGGCGUUAUUGUUGAAUUCCUGGCGAAAUAUGGCGGCGAGCUGUCACUUUCAAACAGUGCGGCACCAACAGGUGACGAUGCGCUUUGAAGCAAGAAUUUAAGAAACUACACAUACAUAGAACCAUCAGAAAUCUCGACUCAUUAUACAGUUCAUUUGUCUUUUGUUGUUGUUAUUGUCUCACAGCAUAUUGCUAAAAUAUUAUACAUACAUACAUAUUAUAUGUAAUUAGAAAAUAUUCACAUUGCAAUUGUACAAGAAAGAAAUUUACAAAAAAAAAUGGAAAAACAAGUUAUUAAAAAUUGUA
Messenger RNA from Rhagoletis zephyria (snowberry fruit fly), 1841 nucleotides. RefSeq names its product Trehalase (gene Treh). The record is from RefSeq and is a predicted model, not a curated record. Gene Ontology annotation, molecular function: alpha,alpha-trehalase activity. Gene Ontology annotation, biological process: trehalose catabolic process. NCBI's taxonomy places the organism in Eukaryota, Metazoa, Arthropoda, Insecta, Diptera, Tephritidae.